AUGCUUCUUAUAAGCUUUGUCGCCGCACUCGUCCUCUCACUCAGUGUAUCUGCAGCCCCGACUGAAGAGAUCACCAAACGAGCUUCUGGUUCCGGCACCAACGGCUCGAUUUACAGAUAUGGCUCGGCAUCCGCAUGCCACGACAUCCUCAGGACCAGCGGUGCAUGCGGAAUCAGCACCUUCUUCACGAAUAUUGAUCCGAAGAAAUCCUUCGUCGCCAUGCCUUCUGAUAUCUUUGACAAAUACGGCCAGGCCCAGCAUAAUACCCUUUGCGGCAAGACCAUCACUAUGAAGCACAACGGUGUCACGAGAACCGCCAUUGUUGCGGAUCGAAACCUCAGCAACGACCACUCCAUCGACAUGUGCCUCGAUUUGUGGCAGGCUUUCGGAGGCCACGACGGCGAUGGUACUCUCAUCAAAAACUUCUCUUGGUCUAUCUAG
Molecule: messenger RNA, 441 nt
Organism: Trichoderma gamsii
Lineage: Eukaryota; Fungi; Ascomycota; Sordariomycetes; Hypocreales; Hypocreaceae
Exons: 1
Coding region: 1-441 (146 amino acids)
Source: RefSeq, a predicted model, not a curated record